CCACUGGACUCCACUUUGUCACGUUCGUUUAUGUCUUCUUCGAUGCACACCGUGACGGGCAUGGCACACAUAAGUGUGUUGCACCAAUAAUCAUCGCUCUGUCGUGCGACGUGCACCAUAUCUGCCCAGCUGCUUGACUCAUUCACGAAAACCGACGUACCUUUCAUACCGCAAACCUGAAUCCCUGAAAAGUUCGUUCAUAAUCCAUUCACAUGCCAAUCCUCGGCAUCGGUGUUGAUAUCCUGUACCUUCCACGUCUCAUCAAUCUAUUGAAUCGAAGGGGAUCCGAAGCUUUUGCUACGAAAAUUUUAAGCUCCCAGGAAUUACGAACAUUUCAGUUGCUCGCAGAACAGCAUGGAGAAGAUAAGACCGCAAAGAUUACACAGUUUUUGGGUGUGCGGUGGGCAGUGAAAGAAGCUGCAUACAAAGCCUUGUAUCCCAUCCGCCCUACCUGGAAGGAGGUCACAUACUCGUCAUUCAAUGGAGCCACUGGCGUAAAACCAACACUUGUUUACCGUCCUGUACACGAUGAUGUUGGACCGGCGAAUAAAUUGCAUGUUUCAGUGAGCCACGACGGAGAUUAUGUCUACGCACAGGUUAUCAUGGAGUCGACGUAAUUUGACUUUUAUUAUCUUUCAAGAGUGGCUGUUUAGAUCAUGUACCUCAUCAGGAGGCUGCUCGGGCCACCAAUCUGCCCACCAAGGCUCCACCUUCCAUAACUGUUCUUCCUUUUCCUCAGCAACCAAUGCUAUAUCAGGACGCAAG
Molecule: messenger RNA, 765 nt
Organism: Suillus subalutaceus
Lineage: Eukaryota; Fungi; Basidiomycota; Agaricomycetes; Boletales; Suillaceae
Product: 4'-phosphopantetheinyl transferase superfamily
Exons: 4
Coding region: 213-617 (134 amino acids)
Biological process (GO): fatty acid biosynthetic process
Molecular function (GO): magnesium ion binding; holo-[acyl-carrier-protein] synthase activity
Source: RefSeq, a predicted model, not a curated record